AUGCUAUCUCUUUAUCUCUCUAACGGGCAAAGCCCUAAUCUAACCCCACUAGUGCCUCACCUCCUUUGCCGUCGCCGUCCUUGUCGCUGUCGAGUCGUCCUCGCCGUCGUUGUCCCUGUUGCUGUCGAGUCACCGGCGUACACAUGGAAGUCUAUAGAACUAGGGAAGAUUCUCCAGAAGAGGAGGAUCAAUAUAGCGUGUCUCCAGGAGACUAGAUGUGGGGGCACUAGGGCACGUGAGGUUAACGGGUAUAAAUUGUGGUACGCAGGGGGAGCUGGGGGAACUAGGGGCAAGAACGGGGUAGGUAUCUUACUAGAAAGGGAUCUCAGGGAGCUGGUGGUUGAUGUUAAGAGGGUGAACGAUACAUUGAUAGUUAUUAAGCUAGUGGUUGGUGGGCUCACUUUAAGCGUGGCUAGUCAUACGCACCACAAGCGGGAUUGGGGGGAGGAGGUCAAGAGGCAAUUCUGGGAGGAUUUAGAUGAGGUGGUGCGUGGUAUUCUGCACACCGACAAGAUUUUCAUAGGAUGUGAUGUUAAUGGCCAUAUUCACGAGAUGACUAAGGGCUAUGAUGAUGUGCAUGAAGGGUUCUAUUAUGGGGUUAGUAAUGAAGGAGGUUCUUCGUUGCUGGAUUUUUCUAGAGCCUUUGAUUUGGUUUUAGCUAACUCGUGCUUUCAGAAGAGGGAAGACCACUUUGUCACGUUCCAGAGCGUGGUGGCCAAUACUCAGAUUGCUUACUUACUCUACAAGAUGAGGGAUAGAGAUUUUGCACUUAUUGCAAGGUUAUUCCGAAUAUGGGAGCUUGGAAGAAGUUGUGGGGACGCGAGUAGUAUGUGGACAUCGACAACGAACUGCAUUAGGGAAGCUGCUAGGGCGGUGUUAGGGGUCACAAAGGGUUUCUCCAGGGGCCGCAAAGGUGACUGGUGGAUUAAUGGAGAGGUCCAACGUAAAGUAGAAGCCAAGAAAGAUGCGUAUAUGAAGCUAGUGGAGAAUGCCGACAAGGAAGAAAGGAGGAAGCUUAGGGAGUGA
Nicotiana tabacum (common tobacco) is the source of this 1026-nucleotide messenger RNA. NCBI's taxonomy places the organism in Eukaryota, Viridiplantae, Streptophyta, Magnoliopsida, Solanales, Solanaceae. The record is from RefSeq and is a predicted model, not a curated record.